AUGAAGUCCACCACCGCCAUCGUGGCCCUCGCUGCAGCCGUUCAUGCCUCUCCUCUCACCAAAAGAGAUGACAACAAGGUCACCGACGUCUGGGAGAACAGAGAUACACUCUGCAAAGGCUGGGUUCUCAACACACCAGAGGAAGCUGACACGCUCUGGACGAUGAAGACCAAAGCCGGCGAUCACCUUGAUAACUUCCUCCGUGGACAAUGGGAACACCAAAACAACUGGCUCAUCAACCUCGAGGACCGAGUCUAUCGCGGUACAGAUGGAAAGUCUGGCGCCGCGGGCUGCAGUGUUCUCGAUAAUGAUUGCAGCCCAAUGAAUAACAUGGAGUGCACGGAGCAGUAUGACAAGUACGGUACCGACGACCACCUUAGCAAAACGUCGUACUGGAUCUUCCAGGCUGCUAAGGGCAUGCACUCCAAGUUCAAGGCGCUCAAGACAAAGAUUACAGAGAAGACUAUCAUCAGCGGUCUCAGAAUCGGUCAGAUGGUAUCCGACUUUGGCGGCAAUGAGGACGACACUGGCGAUAUGGUCAAGUGGCUGGCUUCAGCUAGUGCAAUCGGCGGUGCUCUCAGUGGCCUCUCCGCGAAUCCUGGCUUCGGAGUAGGUCUUUAUCUCUUUGGCGGUAUCUUCUCUGCUUUUGGUAACCUCAAGCAAGAGGAGAUCGAUCAGGGCAGCAUCUCAGCUGGUUUGGCCGAUCUAUUCGAAGCAGCCGUCGACCGACUGGACGAAACCAUGCGCAUUGUUAUGGGCGGUGGGACAGAGGAACAAUAUAAUGCACUCAAGACGCCCAGCCCAGAUCCCUAUAAGCUUCCCGUUGCAAACUUCUUCAACGGCGGCUUUUUCCUCCUCAACGACAACGCUGAGGCUGUGCGGCUUGCCCUCAACUCUGUCUACGGGAACAUCCAGCCCAAGGUAGCCAACAACGUCAUGAAGGCUGCGCAGUUCUACCUCGUUGCCGAUAAGCGCCGUACAAGCCGUGAGGACUGCGGUUAUGCGACUGGCCGUCAGUGGAUGGCUCUUCGGGAGGGUGAAGAGUACUGCUUCUACAUCAUGCGUUACGAUCCUAAGCCUAAUCGUGUUGGGGAAUGGACUGAAGUCUCGGGCGAGGUGUAUGACAAGAUGGCUAGCUAUGGUCUUGGUAACAGAGAGGUUUACUACCGUGCUAUUCUGGACUGUGCGCUUAGUCCCAAUGACGAUGUUGACCUAGGGAGCUUGGUUGGUGGCAAGAUUCCGACCUGCUACUUUAAUCUUCCUGCUGUUUACGUUGAUCAGGAUCGAGAGGUUGGAUGCGGUGAUCCGUUCACUCCUCGUGAGUGCGAUUACAUCAGUGCCACGAAUAUCGAGUGA
Fusarium subglutinans is the source of this 1356-nucleotide messenger RNA. RefSeq lists its product as uncharacterized. Lineage: Eukaryota; Fungi; Ascomycota; Sordariomycetes; Hypocreales; Nectriaceae. Bases 1 to 1356 code for a protein of 451 amino acids. The record is from RefSeq and is a predicted model, not a curated record. The transcript has 3 exons.